GACUUUCUCGCGCCCAGCCCCACUUUCAGCCCCCGCUCCCCGCCCCCGCCCGGGGCAGUAGUUUCCACUACGCUAAGGGGGCGGCAGCCCGGGACUCAUCUAUCUCUGCGUUCCACGGAGGGAGGAUGUGAGAAGCCUCCUUGAAAAGAACGGGGCACUAUGAACGAAGAGGAGCAUUUUGUAAACAUUGAUUUGAAUGACGACAACGUUUGCAGUGUUUGUAAACUGGGAACGGACAAAGAAACGCUCUCCUUCUGUCACAUUUGUUUCGAGCUAAACAUUGAGGGAGUACCAAAGUCUAAUCUUUUGCACACCAAAUCACUAAGGGGUCAUAAAGAUUGUUUUGAGAAAUAUCAUUUAAUUGCAAACCAAGAUUGUCCUCGAGCCAAGCUUUCCAAAAGUACUUACGAAGGAGUUAAAACCAUUUUGAGUAAGAAGAUAAACUGGAUUGUACAGUAUGCACAAAAUAAAGAUCUGGACUCAGAUUCUGAGUGUUCUAAAGGCCCCCAGAAUCACCUGUUUAAUUUCAGGCAUAAUCCAGAUAAGAAAUUGCUUCCACAGUUUGACUCUCAAGUACCAAAAUAUUCUGCAAGAUGGAUAGAUGGAAGCGCUAGUGCCAUCUCCAACUGUAGCCAAGGGAUUUUGGAGCAGAGAGAAAACACAGACUUUGGGCUUGCUGUGUUACAAGGGCCAGGUGCCGCGUUACGCCAUGACAGUGUCUUGUGGCCUCAUAGUCACAGCAAGGCACCGAAAGAAGAGGCCACCUUCUGUCCAGAAACCAGCGUCCGGACGCCGACUCUGCACUACAGCAGAGAGGAAUUGAAUUCAAUGACGCAUGAUGAGGUAAAACAACUGAAUACGAAGCUUCGACAGCAAAUCCAGGAAAUUUUUGAAGAGUUAACACAUCAAGUGCAAGAGAAAGAUUCUUUGAAAUCACAGCUCCAUGUCCGUCACAUUGCCAUUGAACAGCUUCUCAGGAACUGUUCCAAGUUACCGUGCCUGCAAGUGGGACGAACAGGAGCGAACAACUGAACGGAAUGUACAUGAACCUGAUAUACUAUGUUCCCCAUACAGGUCUGCCGAGCGUGCACACUUCCAAGAGUGAAGCAAGAUGUGGUCCAUUAUUUUAAGGUCAUAACCCUUACGAAGCAUAAGGCUGUAUUUAACAUCCAAUAAAGCAGAUCAUUAUACUCUAGCCUUAGAGGGUUAAUCAUUUGACUUAAUUUUGGGAACCUCUUCCCCAUAAUUGCUAAAUGUCCCUCCCUAACUUUUACCACAUAAGACUACUUGUUCUGUUAUAGUAUGAUUUUUAAAGAAACGUUUCUAUGUAAUUCUCCUGUCAAAUCAGUCGUUAAACAAACUCCUAAUAGUCUGAAAUACUAAGGACAGUUUUUAAGAGAGAAAUGGAAUUCAUAGUAUCACCUCAUAUUUAUUAUGAGCAAUAUUUUAAUAUAAAAUUUUGUAUGUAAAAAUGCUAUUUUAGGUACUUUUUCAUUCUCUUUAUAAAUGUAUUUGCGUGGCUCUGAGUAUUUACAUUUUCAUAUAUGAGUAUGUCCACCCAUGUUUCAGCUCACUGCAUUUUAUUUUCGUAAUAGAAUGUUUUACGACUUUUAUGUUACAAAGAUAAAUGUAUUUUGAAUAGAGGUCUGUCUACCUGGGUUGUUUAAUCUCUAAAACUUUAUGAAAGAGAAACUAAUAAUUUUUAAAGCAAGUAUUCAACUAAAUACAUUAUUGUUUUUUAACAAAAGUAUUUCUGAGUUAAAGAGUAAUAAUUUUUAUAUGUCAGUUUAUCUCCAUAAAUAUGAUAGCCUCUUCCACUUCACUUAUUUUAUUAUUACUUUCAUGUGUUAGAAUUUGGACAGAGUAAGUCAAACCUUACUUUCAAGUGUCUGUUACCCCCUCCCCCCAAAAAGAAAAUUUUGUAUUUUUGAAAAAAAAAAUUACUCUUUUUGCCACUUUAGGAUAAAGUUUCAAAAAUCUUUCAGCUGUCCAAAUUCUGUUUUCAACAUCAUUGAAAGUCUUAAAAACAUUGUAAGGUAUUUUUCUAAACUUUACAGGGAAAGAGAAAAUUGCUUGACAAAAGAAAAACAAAACUCCUAAUUCAACAAAAUAAGGCCAUGUUUAAAAGGAUAAGUGACCUAUUAAGAUUCUGAAUGUUUCUUAAUAGACUUAAGCAGCUAGAUAUUUUUAAUUGCAUUAUACCAAGAGCUAUAAUCAAUACAAAAUUAAAAAUUGGUACUAAAUUGUUUUCAACUGGUGCUUAAAAUGCAUUUGUAAGAGGGCUGGGAUAUAGUUCGGUGGCACAGGACUUGCCUGGCAGGUGCAAGGUCCUGAGUUCAAAUUCCUGGUACCCAAAAAAUUGCCCAAAAUAUUUGUGAGGUAGAUCUUUUGUUCAGAGAAUCUACAGAAAAGCUCAUAAACUGGACAACUUUUCUCAUAAAGAGAUGAAUGACUUCUGCAUUCAAUUUGAUAGACUGUCCUAGCUUGGAUCAGAUGUUCAUUUUUGAGCACAUACAGUACUACAGUAGGCAAAGAAAUGUGCAGUUGAAAGCAACUUUUUGUAAUGCUAAGAUGUAAUAAGUUGGCCUGAGGGCAUUAACUGAUAUCCCAUUUACUUGUUUUGUUUUUCUUUGAAAAAUGACUUAAUUGUCAAGCCUUUUAGAGGAAGCUUUUGAUAGAUGCUUUUAAUCUCUCAGUUUUUGAGUCAUCUAAAAUGAAUUUAAAAUUCUGAAAGUGGAGAUGGAUGCAUUUGCCUUAGUUUGAUUAGCUUUAAAUUGAAUAUGUGCAAUAUAAAAAUAUUCAGAUAUAAAUUUGAAGAAAGACGUGUCCUGAUUAUGCCAGUAAGUGUUUCAGUGUGUGGUACUUAUGGUUAUAUUUUCAAAUUGACUUUACUCUCUUGGUAUAAUACAUUAGACUUAGCAGCCAGGGUUGGCGCACACAUUGGGCUUGUUUAGAUAACUUAGGGAUAGUCAUAAAAGUUGGGGAUGCAUUGCAUUUGUUAUCAAUGGUAGCAUAUUUCCAAAAUAAGAGCCAUAGGAUCUAGUCCUAAUACAACAGUGUUAUCCAAAGAAAGUGUCUGCUAAUCUCUUGAAGAUUUUUCUGGUGAACACAUAGUUUUACUACUGAGUUUGGAAUAAUUGAGUAGUCCAUGUAGUAAGGUUUUACUAGGGGGAUGUGAUUUAUUCCAUUUAGCUAAUUUCAAAUAAUCUUGGUUUCAAAAGAAAAGUCCUCCUAAAAACUAUCUUGUGGUGCUGGUACUCACAUUAGUAUUUACUCAGAUGAAUUUCUAGAAGAAAAAAAAAAAUACUGAAGUAUUUUGCACAACAGUUUAGCCAAAUAUUUGGUAAACUUAGAUAUUUCUAUGCUUUCUUGAUCAAAUAUGCAGUUAUUAUAUAUGCAAAAAUAAGAUCAGGGACAGAGAUGAAUUCUAACUUGAGAGAACUUAAGUAUUAGUUUCCAUAGUUGGCAAUUCUUCUGUAUAGUUCUUAGUACAUUUUGAGGAGAUGUAGGGAAAAAAAUUAUGUGUGGCGCAAAUGGUGGGAGACAGAUUGCUGCUCAGGCCUGGCUGACAUGUUCAGACUGCACGGGAUAGAGGGCGAUGACGUAAGACACGUUUUUUAGAUCAGACUUAAUAACUCAGUGAGUUAAAUUUUAAAAAGUGAGAAUGAAAAUUGAGUUUUAAUCAUAUGAUAUUUUUAAAAAUCAAAGUUUUAAUGUGCCUAGCAAAUUUAAGGCCCUGGGUUUGAUUCCCAGAACCACAAAAACUAAGUAAAUUGGACAGUGGUUUUAAGUUAUUUAUGUUUACUAUAAGUUUAUCAUCCUAUUCUUUGAUUCCAGUAUUAAUAUCUAAGUUGGUCCUUUGAAAAAGUCGUGCACUUGAGAUACCAAUAAAGAUGAUUCAGGCAGUUGAAUGUUUUUUUAUCCCAUUGUGUGGUUUCUUUUCAAGAAUGUUGGAGAAAAGAGACCUUCUUAUUUUUCAAAGUACACGUAUGCUCAAGUCACCAAAAAGUGCCCAUUUUUAUAUACAGUUAGGGCUUGUAAUUUAAAAAGACAAAUUCUUGUUUGUGAGUGGUUUCAGAAAUCAAGUAUAUUCUGGGUUUUUGUGUUGUUUUGGGGGGGAGUUUGGUUAUCUCAAUAGAUAUCUUUACACAG
This is a messenger RNA of Octodon degus (degu), 4152 nucleotides long. It is a transcript of the gene CUNH21orf91, whose product is annotated as chromosome unknown C21orf91 homolog. Bases 160 to 1032 code for a protein of 290 amino acids. The transcript is spliced from 5 exons. Lineage: Eukaryota; Metazoa; Chordata; Mammalia; Rodentia; Octodontidae. The record is from RefSeq and is a predicted model, not a curated record.